AUGCUUGAUGGUACUAGUUUGUCACAUGAACCAACUUUUUUAGAAAUGUAUAACAUUGUACAUAUAGAUGAGAACUGGUUUUAUAUGGCAAAGAAGUCUGAGAAUUACUAUUUGCUACAAGAUGAAGAAGAUCCAAUACGCACUUGUAAAAGUAAUUUUUUUUUUGAAAAAGUUAUGUUCUUAGUUGAUAUAACUCAUCAAAGAUUUGAUGCAGAGGACCGUGAACUAUUUUCUGGAAAAAUUGGUGUAUUUCCUUUGGUCACACAUGAGCCUGCUAAAAGAAGUAGUAUUAAUAGAGCUGCGGGAACACUAGAAAUAAAACCAAUAACUUCAGUGAAUAAACAAGUAAUAAGGUCAUAUUUGAUUGAGAAGGUUUUACCCGCCAUAAAUGAAAAAUGGCUAAGAGAAGAAAUAAGGUCUCCAAUAUAUAUUCAACAAGAUAAUGCAAGAACACAUAUUGAUACUAAAGAUGAUGAGUUUUGUCGAGUAGCUUCGCGUGAUGGAUUUGAUAUUCGCUUGAUGUGUCAACCCACAAACUCUCCAGAUUUAAAUGUUUUAGAUCUUGGAUUUUGUAAUGCUAUUCAAUCCUUACAACAUAAGGAGUCUCCUAAUUCUAUUGAUAAACUUGUGAAAGCAGUUGAAAAAUCAUUUGAAGAAUUUUCAACAAUCAAGUCAAAUCGGAUUUUUUUAACUUUACAGAUGUGUAUGAUUGAAAUCAUGAAAAAAAGAGGUUUUCAUAAGUACACAAUUCCACAUUUAAAUAAGAAAAAUUUGGAACGUCAAAAACAACUUCCCACUCAAUUAAAAUGUGAUGCAACAUUAGUACAAAAUAUACUUCAAUAUUUAGAGUAA
This is a messenger RNA of Lathyrus oleraceus (garden pea), 852 nucleotides long. RefSeq lists its product as uncharacterized. The transcript has a single exon. NCBI's taxonomy places the organism in Eukaryota, Viridiplantae, Streptophyta, Magnoliopsida, Fabales, Fabaceae. Gene Ontology annotation, molecular function: nucleic acid binding. The coding region runs from base 1 to 852 and encodes 283 amino acids. The record is from RefSeq and is a predicted model, not a curated record.